AUGGCGCUAACCUUUCUCGCAAUUUUAAGGUUUCCCAAAGAGAAGCAGUUGAGGAGACAGUGGGAAGUGGCUGUGAAAAGGGAAGACUUUUCUGCCAAUGAGAGGUCAAUGCUCUGUAGCCAGCACUUUCAGCCAGAGGAUUUUGACCGGACAGGCCAAAAUAAAGUGGCAGCCAGGACUACACAAGCCUCAAGGAAGGCUGAAGCGAACCUUGUAAUUGACUGUUCUUUACAAUCAUUACAAGUCACUGAACCUUCACCUACCUACCUUGAACACACUUAUGCAUUGCCUCCAUCUCCCACUCUUCUCAAGACUAGACUCAAUGAAGCCCUGGCUAGGGUGGAGAGUCUUGAGAAAGAGAUGAGGAACUCAAAGGCCCGAGAGUGGAGGGCGAAGAAAACAGUGUGUUGUCUUCUGGAGGACCUCAGGGGGAAGAACCUCAUAAAUGAAGAGCUGCAAGAGAGGCUUGACUUAUACUCAGAUCUUCCAUUAGGCCUCCUGUCCAAACAGGGCCACGAGUACACUAAAGAGCAGAGGGAGUUUGCCCUCACUCUCCACCUGCACGGGCCCAAAGCCUACUCUUACCUGAGAGAGUCUCUCCACCUCCACCUACCACAUCCAUUGCAAAGUUGGUAUAGCAUCUGA
This is a messenger RNA of Gadus macrocephalus (Pacific cod), 645 nucleotides long. RefSeq names its product THAP domain-containing protein 2-like. The transcript is spliced from 6 exons. The coding region runs from base 1 to 645 and encodes 214 amino acids. Lineage: Eukaryota; Metazoa; Chordata; Actinopteri; Gadiformes; Gadidae. The record is from RefSeq and is a predicted model, not a curated record.